AUGGCUAAAUGGGAGUAUAAUCCUGUUGCAAUAAGGUAUCAGAAUAAACAUCACAUAUAUGCCUCAUCAGGAAUACAUCUUAUUAUAAAAGAUGGGGAUAAUAAAGAAGUUAUUAUCGAUGAUUUUGUAUUGACUUUGAAUCAUAUUCCGAAUGUUUCAAAUUAUCAAAUUAUCAUAAAUGAAAUAACUCCCAAGAAAGACAUUGAUAAUGAGGAGGAGGAUGAUGAAAAUGUUAUGUGGGGGAUGGGAAGAAUUAGAGAGUUUAAAGAUAUUGAAUUUAAUAAACUUCAAGGAUUUGAUUUAUUUCCUAUUGAUUCAUUUCCACGUGAAUCUACUAAGAAAGUUCAACUUUUAAAACUUACAUCUAUGUCAUUGAGUAAAUCUGGACAAAUGAUUAAUUUAGAUAAUGAAUUAGAAAUAUCUGACAGGAUUAAACUCAAAGGAUAUCCAUUCAAUCUUACAAAUUCUUUAAUUUUUUCAAAUUAUCAAACUUUUGGAAAUAUAGUUGGGAAAUGUUCAACUGGGUUUUAUUUAACUGAUAUAAGAUAUGUUGAAAAUUUAAAUGGUGGGAUUGUAUUAAAAAACAAUAGUGAAGUAUUAUCUGGAUUAAUAUUUGGAAAUUUAAGGAAAAGAAAUGGUGAUGGUGAUUUAAUUGUAAUUAUUGACAUUCAAGAAAUUAUUAGUCUUUUAAAUAUAGAAAAGAUACCUGAUGUAAGACCUCGGGAAAGAUCGUCGGAUAUGACUAGUAUGAAGAUCACUAAAGUUGAUUCAAAACAAUCAAGAUCAAUUUUACCAUUAUUAAUUACCGAUUCACAAGGAAAUAGUACUUGGGGUACUUCAAUUCAUUAUACAAGAAAUAUACUAAUUACAAAUCAACAUGUAAUUGAACCAUAUUCAUCAAAUACUAAAAAAGGAAUAUGUCAAAUUCAAUUACCCACAAAUCAAAUAAUUCAAUUAUCAUCAAAGGAUGAAAUAAUAAUUCCUAUUAAAAAUUUAGAUCUUGCAUUUAUAUUAAUCAAAGAUUUACAAAAUCAAAAAAUCAUGAAUUCAAUUCCUAUAAUUAAAGGAAUUGGGAAAUAUAAUCAAGGAGAUAAAAUAUAUUCAUUAAGUUAUGGAUUAUUUUAUCAAUCAGGUAUGAAUCCACUUUAUUCACAAGGUGAAAUUAAUUGUAUUUAUUCAAUAAUUCCACAAAUUGGAAUUAAAUCAAAAAUUAAUGGAUUAAUUAUAACUUCAUGUAAUGUUUGGAAUGGUAGUAGUGGAGGUGGAUUAUUUACUCAAAAUGAUGAUUUAUUAAUUGGGUUAAUUUGUUCAAAUGCAAAUGUUAGAAUUCCUAUAGUUGAUAAUAUUAAUGAAUUCAAAUUAGAAAAAAAUACUUCAUUUCUGUUUAUAAUUCCAAUUGAUAUAAUUGAAUAUGUCUAUUAUUGUAUGAUUUUAGGUCAUCAAGAUGUUUCACAACUAAAUGAAAAUUUAAUUAAAUUAUGGAAUUUACAAUCUUUCCAUCAAGAUAUAUUAAUUCAAUCUACUAAAUUAUAG
Molecule: messenger RNA, 1533 nt
Organism: Candida tropicalis MYA-3404
Lineage: Eukaryota; Fungi; Ascomycota; Pichiomycetes; Serinales; Debaryomycetaceae
Exons: 1
Coding region: 1-1533 (510 amino acids)
Biological process (GO): regulation of fatty acid beta-oxidation; protein processing
Cellular component (GO): peroxisome
Molecular function (GO): serine-type endopeptidase activity
Source: RefSeq, a predicted model, not a curated record